GUGUCAUUCAGUCAGUGUCAUGCGUGAAUAGCUAUAAUGACCUAGCUAUAAUCUAUAAUGUGAUUUUCGUUCGAUUCAUGUUUUCUUUCUAUUACCUAUUGAGAAUAUAAACAAGUCUUGAUUUAUUCGUCUCGUUGAUUUCCGAUGUUCCGGUGUAAAAUUAAAUUUCCUUGAGACGUUUUCGUUCACCUUUUGUAUAAUCAUAUUGCACUUUGUGCAAACUGCAUUAUUGUGUCAUUGCUGUGAUUGACAGACGUGUCCAUAAAAUUAAGACAGUUUCCAUGUGCCAGUGGGUUCUCUGGAUGCAAUAAUAAUGGUAAAACAUAAAGAAGAUUCAGAAUCGGAAGAUGCGGACGCGGCGUGCGAGCCGCGCUUCCGCGUGCGCGUGUGCAUGCAGCGCGUGUUCCGCGACGAGCGAGCGCGCGCCUACGUGUGCGUCAGCCCGCGCCGCCGCGUGGCCUGGCUGCAGCGCCGCCUGCGCCGCCUGUUCCGCCUGCCGCCGCACCGCCUGCUCAGCCGCGGCCAUCUGCUGCCGCCCGACGAGCCGCUCGCGCUGCUCGACCGCGACGACCCCGUCGAGGUGGUUCCUGUUUCCACGAAAGUCGACACGGUGCCCGCAGAAGACGUUUUGUACGCUCCCGUUGACGCCGUGCCUAUGGCUACAGGAGAACUCGAACGCUCGCCGUCGCCCGACCGUGUGGACGUACUCACGGAAACCAAGCGGCAGGCUCUCUUAAUGCUGGAACAAUACAGUGCAAAACCCGCGUCGGUCGGGCAGGACGCCCCUGAUGGGCAGGACACGCCAGACGGACAGGAUGCGUCUAGCGCGCCGGACGGGCAAGAUGCGCCGGGCGCGUCGGACGAUUGCGACGCACCGGCGCGGCCGCGGCGUCGUCGCGUGCGCCGCCGCCGCCGCGUGGCGCCGCUCGCCGGGCCGGCGCCGGGCGAGGGCGACUGGGCGGCGGCGGGCGACUGCAUGGCGCCGGGGGCGGGCGACUGCAUGGCGCCGGGGGCGGGCGACUGCAUGGCGCCGGGGGCGGGCGACUGCAUGGCGCCGGGCGCGGGCGACUGCGCGGCGGUGUUGCGCAACGAGCUGCAGCCGCGCGCGCCGCGCGUGGUGCGGCCGCUGCCGCCCGCGGCGCCGCUCUCCUGCCUCGCCUUGCCGCCGCCCAUUGCCGACUUCACGUGAUUGACCUGAAUUAUUAUUAGAUAAUGAUAAGUAUUCUUAAUAAAAUAAUCUUAGUAAUCUUAGUU
This is a messenger RNA of Helicoverpa armigera (cotton bollworm), 1254 nucleotides long. RefSeq lists its product as uncharacterized. The coding region runs from base 314 to 1189 and encodes 291 amino acids. The transcript has 3 exons. The record is from RefSeq and is a predicted model, not a curated record. NCBI's taxonomy places the organism in Eukaryota, Metazoa, Arthropoda, Insecta, Lepidoptera, Noctuidae.